CCGGCCCCUUUCCCCACACCUUUGCCCAGUGUAGCUCAGCUCAGCUGUAGCUUCACCUCCACCAUGGGAGACAUGGCCAACAGCUCAGUGGAUUUCUACCCCAAAAGCCAACGGCAAGAGUUGAACCAUGCGGGCGGUUUUGGCUGCACCCUGGCGGAGUUGCGCUCCCUCAUGGAGCUGCGUGGGGCCGAGGCGAUCCAGAAAGUCCAGGAGACCUACACCGAUGUCAAUGGGCUCUGCAGGAGACUCAAGACCUCCCCCACCGAAGGCCUCUCAGACAACACAGCUGACCUGGAAAAGAGAAGGCAGAUCUACGGGCAGAACUUCAUCCCCCCAAAGAAGCCUAAGACCUUCCUGCAAUUAGUAUGGGAGGCCCUCCAAGAUGUGACACUGAUCAUUCUUGAAAUUGCUGCCAUAAUCUCCCUGGGGUUGUCUUUUUAUGCUCCACCAGGCGAAGAAAGUGAAGCCUGCGGGAACGUGGCAGCCAGUGCAGAGGAUGAGGGUGAGUCAGAAGCUGGUUGGAUUGAGGGUGCUGCCAUCCUGCUCUCGGUGAUCUGUGUAGUGUUGGUCACAGCCUUCAAUGACUGGAGUAAGGAGAAGCAGUUCCGAGGUCUGCAGAGCCGCAUAGAGCAGGAGCAGAAGUUUGCCGUCAUCCGCAAUGGGCAACAGGUCCAGAUCCCUGUGGCUGAACUGGUUGCGGGGGACAUUGCUCAAAUCAAAUAUGGUGACUUGCUUCCUGCAGAUGGGGUGCUUAUCCAGGGGAACGAUCUCAAGAUUGAUGAGAGCUCCUUGACGGGGGAGUCGGAUCACGUGCGCAAAUCAGUGGAGAAGGAUCCCAUGCUGCUGUCAGGCACCCACGUCAUGGAAGGCUCUGGGCGAAUGGUUGUUACAGCUGUUGGGGUCAACUCACAGACUGGGAUCAUCUUCACUUUGCUGGGUGCUGGUGGAGAAGAGGAGGAAAAGAAAGACAAAAAAGGAAAGCAGCAGGAUGGGGCAGUGGAGAAUAAUCAGAACAAAGCCAAAAAGCAAGAUGGGGCAGUUGCCAUGGAGAUGCAACCCCUGAAAAGUGCAGAGGGUGGUGAGAUGGAAGAGCGAGAGAAGAAGAAAGCCAGUGUGCCGAAAAAAGAGAAGUCUGUUCUGCAAGGGAAGCUCACCAAACUGGCUGUGCAGAUCGGGAAAGCAGGGCUGGUGAUGUCAGCCAUCACUGUCAUCAUCCUGGUUCUGUAUUUUGUUAUUGAGACAUUUGUAAUCGAUGGGAAGACAUGGUUGGCUGAGUGCACCCCUGUCUAUGUGCAAUACUUUGUCAAGUUCUUCAUUAUUGGUGUCACUGUCCUGGUCGUGGCCGUCCCUGAAGGCCUCCCAUUGGCCGUCACUAUCUCCUUAGCAUAUUCAGUGAAGAAAAUGAUGAAGGACAACAACCUGGUUCGACACCUGGAUGCCUGUGAGACCAUGGGCAAUGCCACCGCCAUCUGCUCUGACAAGACAGGCACCUUGACCACCAAUCGCAUGACCGUUGUGCAGUCCUACAUGGGUGACACUCACUACAAGGAGACCCCAGACCCCAGCAACCUUACACCCAAAAAUCUGGAUCUGCUUGUGCACGCCAUCGCCAUCAACAGUGCCUACACCUCCAAGAUACUACCUCCAGAGAAAGAAGGGGGCCUCCCACGCCAGGUCGGCAACAAGACGGAGUGUUCACUGCUAGGCUUUGUGCUUGACCUGCGGCGUGACUACCUGCCUGUGCGUGAACAGAUCCCUGAGGAGAAGCUCUACAAGGUUUACACCUUUAAUUCUGUCCGGAAAUCCAUGAGCACCGUCAUUUGCAUGCCUGAUGGCGGCUACCGCCUCUUCAGCAAAGGCGCUUCUGAAAUCGUCCUUAAAAAGUGCACAAACAUUCUCAACAACAAUGGGGAGUUACGCACCUUCCGGCCCCGUGACCGAGAUGAAAUGGUGAAGAAGGUGAUAGAGCCCAUGGCAUGUGAUGGACUGAGGACUAUCUGCAUAGCCUACCGUGAUUUCCCAGCAGGGAAGGAGCCCGAAUGGGACAGUGAGAACGAUAUUGUAAUAGACUUGACGUGCAUUGCUGUGGUGGGAAUUGAGGAUCCCGUGCGGCCUGAGGUGCCAGAUGCCAUUCGCAAAUGCCAACGUGCCGGCAUCACAGUUCGCAUGGUGACAGGAGACAACAUAAACACAGCCCGGGCCAUUGCCGCCAAGUGUGGCAUCCUCCAGCCAGGGGAGGACUUCUUGUGCCUAGAAGGAAAGGAGUUCAACCGGAGGAUCCGUAAUGAAAAGGGAGAGAUAGAACAAGAACGCCUUGAUAAAAUCUGGCCAAAACUGAGGGUUCUGGCUCGAUCGUCACCCACCGACAAACACACCUUGGUGAAAGGCAUAAUCGACAGCACUAUCGGGGAACAGCGCCAGGUGGUUGCUGUCACUGGUGAUGGGACGAAUGAUGGACCAGCACUCAAGAAGGCCGACGUGGGUUUUGCCAUGGGCAUAGCAGGCACUGAUGUGGCAAAGGAGGCCUCUGACAUCAUCUUGACUGACGACAACUUCUCCAGCAUUGUGAAGGCAGUGAUGUGGGGGCGCAACGUUUAUGACAGCAUAUCCAAAUUCCUGCAGUUCCAGCUCACAGUCAAUGUGGUGGCAGUCAUUGUGGCCUUCACUGGUGCCUGCAUCACACAGGACUCUCCGCUCAAAGCAGUGCAGAUGCUGUGGGUUAACCUGAUUAUGGACACUUUUGCUUCCCUGGCUCUGGCCACCGAGCCCCCCACUGAGGCCCUGCUGCUGCGCAAGCCGUACGGACGGAACAAACCCCUCAUUUCCCGCACCAUGAUGAAGAAUAUUUUGGGCCAUGCUGUCUACCAGCUUAUUAUCAUCUUCACCCUCCUCUUUGUGGGUGAGGUUUUCUUUGACAUUGACAGCGGCCGCAAUGCCCCCCUGCACUCCCCGCCCUCAGAGCAUUACACCAUCAUCUUCAACACCUUUGUCUUGAUGCAACUCUUCAAUGAGAUCAACGCCCGCAAAAUCCACGGCGAGCGCAAUGUCUUUGAUGGCAUUUUUGGCAACCCCAUUUUCUGCAGUAUUGUGCUGGGAACCUUUGGCAUACAGAUCGUCAUUGUACAGUUUGGGGGGAAACCGUUCAGCUGUUCGCCACUGAAUGCGCAGCAAUGGCUCUGGUGUCUCUUUGUGGGCUUUGGGGAGCUUGUCUGGGGACAGGUCAUUGCCACCAUCCCCACCAGUCACCUGAAAUGCUUGAAGGAGGCAGGGCAUGGCCCUGGGAAGGAUGAGAUCACUGAUGAGGAAAUGGCGGAGGAUGAGGAGGAAAUUGACCAUGCUGAGCGGGAACUCCGUCGUGGCCAGAUCCUUUGGUUCCGUGGCCUCAAUCGUAUCCAGACCCAGAUGGAGGUAGUUAGCACCUUCAAGAGAAGUGGCUCCUUUCAGGGGGCUGUCCGACGCCGCUCUUCCGUCCUCAGCCAACUGCACGAUGUAACCAAUAUUUCUACCCCCACUCACAUCCGCGUAGUGAAAGCGUUCCGUAGUUCCCUCUACGAAGGGCUGGAGAAGCCAGAUACGAAGCCCUCCAUCCAUAACUUCAUGACAACGCCCGAGUUCUUGAUCAACGACUACAUCCACAACAUCCCCCUCAUUGAUGAUACAGACGUGGAGGAGAGCGAGGGUCCCCCGAGACGGCGCUUCCGGGCCAGUCCCCCACCAUCCCCCAACAAGAACAACAACGCCAUUGACAGCGGCAUCUACCUAAGCACGGAUGCCAGCAGCAAGACACCUACCUCCUCGUCCAGCCCUGUUAGCCCGCUCCACAGCAUGGAAACGUCCCUCUAACACAACCCCACCAUGCAACCGGUCAAAAUGACUUUGUGCACAGCAGGGGUGUUCAGUUCCUCCUGGGAGACAAGGACUAGCUGAGUGAGUCAGUAAAGAAAGCGGGCAGGAGAUGGCGUUUCUCCUCUUGACACUGGAGGUUUUUUCUCUUAACGGGGUGGAAACGGACAAGGUUUCUGCCACUGGUUGGCUCAGGCAAAUGAAGACGAGAAACUGAAUUGAUGCAAUGAAAAGCGAUAGACAAACUGUGGAAGGGGAGAAAAGUUUUCUUCAGAGUCACCCAUGAGGGGUUUGGGGCUGAGUCCCGGAGGGUGUACAGGAAAAAAAAACAACCACCCAUUUCUCUAGUCUGUUCUUCGUUUCUCUUUGGACACAAAACACACUCACCGAACCCACGAUAAUCCCCCGUUUGGGGGUUGCUUUGAUUUAUUUCUGGGACCUCUUUUCAGGUUUCCCCUCCCCCCCCCCAAAAAAAAACAAGUUUAAAAAAGGAACUAUAUUUGCACCGGAAAAAGAACAAAAAAAAGGAAAAAGGAAAAAAGAGGAAUAAUCUAGACAUCUAUUAUCCUAAAUAUAUAUAUAUGAUACCAACCAACAGAUGUAUUAACGGACCUUCUGACCAUAACGCAUGCCUGUUAUCAAACCCUCUUUUCUCCUUUCCCCUCUCCCCCAAUGGAAUUUCAGCCUGGGGCAAAUUUGUUUUUGUUUCUUUUGUU
Messenger RNA from Lacerta agilis (Sand lizard), 4559 nucleotides. RefSeq names its product ATPase plasma membrane Ca2+ transporting 3 (gene ATP2B3). Gene Ontology annotation, cellular component: membrane; intracellular membrane-bounded organelle. The record is from RefSeq and is a predicted model, not a curated record. Lineage: Eukaryota; Metazoa; Chordata; Lepidosauria; Squamata; Lacertidae. Gene Ontology annotation, molecular function: PDZ domain binding; ATP hydrolysis activity; P-type calcium transporter activity. Gene Ontology annotation, biological process: calcium ion transmembrane transport; regulation of cytosolic calcium ion concentration. The transcript is spliced from 21 exons. The coding region runs from base 64 to 3843 and encodes 1259 amino acids.